Messenger RNA from Anopheles coustani, 1633 nucleotides. RefSeq names its product CDK5RAP3-like protein. Gene Ontology annotation, biological process: regulation of cyclin-dependent protein serine/threonine kinase activity; regulation of mitotic cell cycle. The transcript has 4 exons. The record is from RefSeq and is a predicted model, not a curated record. Gene Ontology annotation, cellular component: endomembrane system. Bases 48 to 1559 code for a protein of 503 amino acids. NCBI's taxonomy places the organism in Eukaryota, Metazoa, Arthropoda, Insecta, Diptera, Culicidae.
ACUUCGCCUUUCACUGGUUGUUCCGAAAAAGUUACUAGUGUAAAACGAUGAAUGAGGCAGACAUUCCGAUCGACAUCCAUGCUGGGAAGCUGCUCGACUGGUUAGUAUCGCGGCGUAUCGUCGAUAAAAACUGGCACCUUCACGUCCGCAACAUACGCAACAAAAUCAGCAAUGCAAUCACGGACAUGCCAGCUCACGAUGAGCUGCUGCAACUACUAUCUGGUGCCCACAUCAACUACUUCCACUGUCAGCGCAUCGUGGACAUUCUCAAAAUGACCGAAGCGGAUACGAAAAAUGUCUUCGGACGAUAUGGCAGCCAGCGGAUGAAGGAUUGGCAGGAAAUUCUUAGAAUGUACGAAAAGGACAGUAUCUACCUUGCGGAGGCGGCCCAAAUCUUGGUGCGCAAUAUCAACUAUGAAAUACCCGGCAUUCGGAAGCAAAUCAAACACCUGGAGCAGCUGAGCGAGGAAGCCGAAAAGAAGAUCAACGAUUUAGGGCGCUCAGAGAAGGUCGUUUAUGGCGAGUAUAUGAUGAUGUGCAAGCAGUUGGACGUAUCUGGUAACAACUUGCGCCAGGAGCUGGUACAGAAAGUGUUCAACGAUCUACCGGGGAUGUUCGAGAAGGUGGCUAGCUCGGUUGGUCCUGUGAAGAAAGCGAUCGAGCUUUACGCAUCGUUCGUGGGCAGUCAGGAGUGCUUGCCGCUGCUUAGACAUGUCGUAGCGAAGGGUAAUACGACCGUCUACGAAUACGUGUACGGUGAGCCACCGUUGAAAGUGGAGCAACCUACGGUAAAGUUCCAAGUGCCUGUGAACGACGAAGACGCGGGUGCAAUCGAUUUCGGUGACGACGGAGCAGCCGAAAUUGACUUUGGUGACGAGAACAUCGAUUUUGACGCUCCAGUCGAGCUAGAAGUCGGUGACAUCGACUGGGGAGGUGCAGCAGCGGAAGCAGCGCUGGAAGCGGAUGCCGGCAACGAAAUAGAUUUCAAUAUUUCGCUUGAGGAGAGCGGUAUCGUGGUCGAGCAGGACGGCAAUGCGGGUGGUUUGGCGAAAGGCAACGAAGCUUAUACGGUGCUAGAUGCACCGAAGUAUCGGGAAAACUUUUUGAACGAUCUCCUCGAACUGCAAGCUUUCCUCAAGAUGCGCCUCUAUCAGCUUGGCAGCUCCGACAAGGUGCAGUUGCUUUCUCUCACGAUGAUGGAUAGUUUUCCGGAUCACGACGAAAAGUCGCUCACGAAAAUGCUCGCCGAGGUGGAAGUGGUGUACACCGGGUUGACGGAGGAUCUGCUACAGCAUCUGCAUCAAAUUAAACACUCGCCACAGUACGUUGACAUUCUAACUUCAAACGUCCAGCAAAAGCUCACCUCGAUCGAGAAGAUGAAGGAUACGGCCAAGGCGCUGAAGGAGAAAUCGAUCAACUUCCGCCAGCAGAGCGUUGAGCUGAAACCGACUCAAAUGAAAAUUAUCGAGCAGACCAAAACGCUACAGGGUCAGAUCGAAAAAGAUAUUUCGAAACGGUACAAAAACCGAAUCGUCAAUUUGUAUGGAACUAACGUGUAGAAAACUGUGGGUAGCAUAUGUUUAGAGCUUUUUCUUCGUUAAUAAAUAUCGCGAUCGCUGGUUAUAUUUGAAUG